AGCCAACCAAGCUGAUAAGCCUGUUUUGAGAAAAGGACCGUGACAGCCUGCAGGAGCUUCAUAUCGAUUGCUGAGGCCCAUUGUGCGCCCCAGCACCAAGACUGAAACGACUGGAGAGAGAAAAACAAAUAAAUGUAAGACGUUGACGCCCAAUUCAGAUUUGAAAAAAAAGACAUGUUCUCGGUUUCUCGCAACCAGCAGCAAGCAUGAUUGCCAAGGACAUAUAAAUAUGGAAUAACGCGUUGGAUGAAGAUUGUUCUUGAUUAUAUUCCGUUCGCGACGUUUCUUGUGAAAUUUAAGACGAUGUCACUGCUGAGACAGCAAGAAGUAUUUUUUGUGUUUCUCUCCUUGGUCCGAGUAGCGGUCUUCCAAUGCCCGCCAACGUGUCGCUGUUCCGGGACAUCUGCCGACUGCAGCAGUCUGGAGCUGAACGUAAGUACAAUUCCCAUUCGCUUUGCAGCCGACAUCACUAAGAUCAAAUUGAACAACAACAAGCUAUCUUCCAUCCCCAGUGGUCUCUUUGACACUCUGCAAAAUCUGAGGUCGGUUUCACUGGACAGUAACCCAUGGGCCUGCGAUUGUAGCAUUUUGUACCUGAGAUCCUGGCUUCUCAAGCAGGAGGACCGAAGCCAGUAUAAGAACUUAAGGUGUUUCUCGCCAGUGGAGCUCCAGGGAAGGCUGAUCUUAUAUCUAACGGAGGAUGAAGUUGUCUCCACUUGCCAGGAUUGGUAUUGUAACAUGGCCUUCGUGUGCCAGAUCAUGCUCUUCGCCUUCAUUGUCAUUCAGGUCAUUCUUCUGAUUCUAGUAAUAAUGUUUCUGAGAAGAUUUGAAACAUUUUCGAAGGAGGCCGUCCGAGCAACGAAAGAAGACAAUUUUCGGAAUGCGAUGUGAAGACAUCUGUUCACCCGGCCCAGCACUGUCCAAAGUCAGAAGGGGACGUUUGUUUGUCGUGCAUUCUCAACAGCCGAAUUUUCUUUGCUUGACAUUUUGUUAGUGUCAUAAGUACGGCAAUGUUUCUGUUGUAAACAUUCCGGGCUGCGACUAUCAUUUCUCCAGGCGCUUCACCGAUCUCAUUCAGGGGUACUCCAGGAAAUUUCAAGCGUUUGUCUCAUUUUGCCCAGCAUCUUACACAAAUAUACGAUGAAUCCGAGAUUGGUUAGAGAGCCUUUGCACAUUUUGUCUUGGUUAAGAUUCAUUAAUGACGAGAGGGCCGAAAGUUACGAUUUAAUACAGUUAAGAAAAAUAAAAAAUUAAAAUCGAACCCCGUUUGGGGAGGUUAAAUGGAAGCCUGGAUACGUUUAAUGAUACAAACUCGUCAGGAUACUGACAGGCACAUCAAGAUCGCGGUAAUGCACCAGAAAGAAAGACAACCUGUGACGCCUGGCAAAAAAAAUGAACAUCGAGCUGGAGCCAGCAUUGAAGCAAUGAAAAUCUUUGAUAAAGCAGGAAAAAUAUUCCUAACGAAGGAGGUUGGCUAUCUGUUAAUGUCCCUCAAACCGUUGAAACAUUUCGAGUGUUGUUUACAACAUGGUUGGUAAAGUUAAUAUUCUGAAAUGUACAUUGUAAUCUUGUAUAGCGAUUGCUUUCUGUUUUGCUAUUUAACCCAGAAAAAGCUCUGCUACUGUAGCACUGAAAUCAAUAUAUUAAUGUUUUUCCUAAAGUAGAUUCUGUUGAGCAAUGCCAAAUACCGGCCAUUUCACAGCAGCUAUAUCAUUGGAAUUAUUAAUGGGAAAAAUGCGAUAGCAACAAUUGUAGCGUGAGAAAAUUAAUUAAAGUACCUUUUGAUGUU
Carcharodon carcharias (great white shark) is the source of this 1789-nucleotide messenger RNA. It is a transcript of the gene gp1bb, whose product is annotated as glycoprotein Ib platelet subunit beta. The record is from RefSeq and is a predicted model, not a curated record. The transcript has 3 exons. The coding region runs from base 247 to 891 and encodes 214 amino acids. NCBI's taxonomy places the organism in Eukaryota, Metazoa, Chordata, Chondrichthyes, Lamniformes, Lamnidae.